AGCCAUCAACGACUUUUCAAAGACAUGCUAGCUCCUCAUGUGUGAAAAUUGCGCAUCAUGUACAGCUAGCUCCUCAUAAAAAAUUACAAUUUAUUAUUCGUUUGAAUUAACUAAUCAUGGAACCAGCGGAAGAGAACACAUGGUUUGAGUUUCAAGGUUUGACUUAUUCACCGAGCAGAUCAGAUUCUAGUAGUACACAGAAAAGAAAACUAGCGGAAAGAAGAUUCGGAUUCCGAGAGAGAACGAUAUCAGAGUUCAGAGAAAGAAGCCAUGCGGAAGAACAUGUGUCCUAUUCAACCGCCUGCAUCAUCGACACGUGGAAGCGGUGCCAGUGGCGGUUCUCACACCUUCAACUUUUCGGUGGCCAUAAUAAUAGCAUUUUGGUGCUAUGUUCUUGUUUCCGCUCCUCCCAUUCUCGCCCUUCCUCACACAACCAUGGUGAAAACCUUAAAAAGAUUGUGCAAAAUGUUCUGUGAUAAAGUUCAGGGAAGUAAGAAUCAAUCACAUCAUUCAGAGACAAGUAGUAAACUCUCAUGCCUAAGGCAUUCCCUUGGUUUGCUUGAUGCCAACUUCUUCAAUGACAAGCAGGUUGAGGAGAUUGAUAAGGCUGCGAAAGAGUUCAAUGUUCCAAUUAUAGUAGCGGAUCGGAAACUUGUGGCUUCUGAAAAUGGGGGGUUGCAUUACCCUUCUCCUUUAAUUUUCAAUGCUGAUUGGGAAUAUCAACCAUUACAUUCUGAAAGCAAAAAGUUCAAAUGUCCUUCCAUCUCUAAGAUACAGAGACCUGAAUCUGAAGAAGAUAUUGCCUUUAUGAGUGUUCUUGAAUUAGGUGCACUCAUCAAAACUAAACAAAUAACUUCUCAGGAGCUUACACAAAUAUUCUUGCGGAGAUUGAGAAAGUACAAUCCUGUUCUUGAGGCUGUGAUCACUUUUACCGAAGAAUUGGCACACAAGCAAGCGAAAGAAGCUGAUGAAUUGCUCAGCCAAGGAGUGUAUCUGGGGCCUCUUCAUGGAAUUCCAUAUGGAUUGAAGGACAUCAUAGCAGUUCCUGAGUACAAAACAACAUGGGGUUCAAAAUCAUUCAAAAAUCAAGUUAUUGAUAUGGAAGCAUGGGUCUAUAAGAGGUUGAAAUCUGCUGGGGCUGUUCUUGUUGCAAAGCUUGUUUCUGGAUCAUUAGCAUAUGAUGAUAUCUGGUUUGGUGGCAGAACCAGGAACCCAUGGAAUAUAGAGGAAUUUUCCACAGGGUCAUCUGCUGGUCCUGCAGCUAGCACCUCAGCAGGUCUGGUUCCUUUUGCAAUUGGAUCAGAAACGGCAGGAUCCAUAACCUACCCCGCAGCUCGCUGUGGAAUAACAGCACUACGCCCAACUUUUGGUACAGUAGGUCGAACUGGUGUGAUGAGUAUAUCAGAAAGCUUGGAUAAACUAGGCCCUUUCUGUAGAUCUGCAGAUGAUUGUGCCAUUGUAUUGGACAUUAUUCGGGGAAGAGACCCUCAUGAUCACUCCUCAAAAGUUAGCUCCCUAGAUGAUCCAUUCCAUGUUGACAUUACAAAGUUGACAGUUGGAUAUCUUGAUGAUGCUGAAAUGGAGGUUGUCCAUGUUCUUGAGUCAAAGGGUGUCAAGAUGGUCCCUUUCAAACUGAAUUACACAGUUGAUUCUGCUCAAGGCAUCUUAAAUUUCACAAUGGAUGUUGACAUGCUGGCUCACUUUGAUGAGUGGCAACGCUCAGGCCAGGAUAAUGUGUACGAAGCUCAAGAGCAGUGGCCGACUGAACUGCGCCGCGCUCGCGUAAUUCCAGCUGUGGACUACAUGCAGGCACAAAGAGCAAGGGGAAGGCUAAUCAAGGAAAUAAGAGAGUCAUUAACCGUGGAUGCUUUCAUUGGCAAUGCAACUGACUGGGAGAAAGUUUGUGUAGGAAAUCUUGUUGGUUUCCCAGUCAUAGUAGUACCAACAGGAUUUACUAAUAUCUCCAAGCCACCACCUGGCGGCACCAAAAGAAGAACCACAGUUACCACUGGCAUUUAUGCUCCCCCUAACCGUGAUCAUAUUGCUUUGGCAUUGGCAAUGGCUUACCAAUCAGUGACUAAUCACCACAAACAGCGGCCACCUAUGAAUGAUCUUGGACCAGAUGAAAAGAUUUCUGAUCCACCCACUGUUAUCUACCCUGCCAGGGUUUUUGGAUUCCACUAACUUGAGCACUUACCAAUGCUACUGAUUUUAGAAAGGGGCAAUACUUAUUUGAGCACUUAGCAAUGCUACUUAUAUGGAUGUAAUCAUUUUACAGACACUUGUAAAAAGAAAGCCACUAGAUCCAUGCCCUCGAGCCUUGAGGAAAAUAUAUAUACUUUUUUUUUUGCUAA
Messenger RNA from Arachis duranensis, 2354 nucleotides. RefSeq lists its product as uncharacterized. Gene Ontology annotation, molecular function: catalytic activity. The transcript has 13 exons. The coding region runs from base 271 to 2184 and encodes 637 amino acids. The record is from RefSeq and is a predicted model, not a curated record. NCBI's taxonomy places the organism in Eukaryota, Viridiplantae, Streptophyta, Magnoliopsida, Fabales, Fabaceae.